ACUGGCAGCCAUGGAAUGGUUGCAUCGGUUGUCAGUUGUUGUUUCCGGCUUGCCGUUCACCCCACGCGCGCCUGUUUUCCGGUUGCGGCAACGUUUCGGUUUGAUUUGGAUUUCUUUUUUCUCCCACGGAUUCAAGGGAGAAAGAUAAAAUGAGUUCUUCAAUUGGAAUGGAAUCUGUUCUUGCUGAGAUGUUAGAGCUGAAUCGUCCAAGGGUAGAAAGUUUGAGACGGUUGGCGGCUCAAGAAUUGCUGGAUACAAAACUGGAACUAACCACUGCUCAAAAUGUCUCCAAGGGACAUGCAGAUGAGGUGACAAAGAAAGACAAUCGAGUUUUACAUUGGAAAUCGCUCAAUGAUUUGAUGGAACAAACAUCCUUGGAGCAUAAUGCAGAAUGCAACUCCCUCAGGGAAGAAGUUGAUAUAUAUACUCAGCAUUGUGACAAAUUACUGGAUGAAUUGAAGGAGCAAACAACUGAUAUGUGUCAUCGAUUUACAUCGGCACCUGGUCGUUUUGCUGUUGAAAAAGUAUCAGAUGAAAUUGAGGUAUAUCUGAAAGAAUUUGAAGAAAUUUCUUUCGAAAUUCAGAGUACAUGGGACCCAGACAUUGAAACAUCUAGAAGAUUAAUGGAGAACGAGCCUUUCACUCUUUUGGAAUUGCCAGGAUCUUCUACUACUGAAUUUAGAACUGACACGCUAGAUGCAUUAAUAUUUGACUUUCAAGAAAAUACUAAGGAACAGAGUGUGGUUUUCGGACAACUUGAAAAUGAGAUUGCAGCCUUGGUGAAGGAAGAGGAGAUUUAUGGCCAUUGAUCUAUUUCAGAAUCCAUAAUCUUUUUUCGACUUGAUUUUGGUAGGGCAGAUAAUCAAAUUGUAAAAUGAAACAUGCUCCCUUUUCUUUUUACAAAUUACAAAAGACAUUUAUUUAUUUAUUUAUUUUUA
Thrips palmi is the source of this 938-nucleotide messenger RNA. RefSeq lists its product as uncharacterized. The transcript has 6 exons. The coding region runs from base 150 to 809 and encodes 219 amino acids. The record is from RefSeq and is a predicted model, not a curated record. Lineage: Eukaryota; Metazoa; Arthropoda; Insecta; Thysanoptera; Thripidae.